Messenger RNA from Hypanus sabinus (Atlantic stingray), 641 nucleotides. RefSeq names its product ATP synthase F(0) complex subunit C3, mitochondrial-like. The transcript has 5 exons. Gene Ontology annotation, biological process: proton motive force-driven ATP synthesis; proton transmembrane transport. Gene Ontology annotation, molecular function: proton transmembrane transporter activity. NCBI's taxonomy places the organism in Eukaryota, Metazoa, Chordata, Chondrichthyes, Myliobatiformes, Dasyatidae. Bases 89 to 493 code for a protein of 134 amino acids. The record is from RefSeq and is a predicted model, not a curated record.
CCCAUCCCAUUUAGCGCGCGUGCGCGAGUGACUUUUUCUUUCCUGCGGGAAACCUCUCGCCCUCCCCGCCGCUUCCUCCUCCUCGGGCAUGGCGCUCUGCAUUAAGAUGGCUUGCACCCCCGCCGCCCUGAUUCAUUCUGGCUCCAGGCUGCUGUACCUUCCGGUCUGUGCGUCAUUCCAGUCGAGAUUGGAGUCUCAUCCCCAUCGGCUCCAGCCCCAGCCCCAUGUGACCCUACGGCCAUUCCAGACCAGCGUCCUGACCUGUGACAUCGACACUGCAGCAAAGUUCAUCGGUGCUGGAGCGGCCACAGUGGGAGUAGCGGGAUCAGGAGCCGGAAUUGGCACUGUCUUUGGCAGCCUUAUCAUUGGAUAUGCCAGGAACCCUUCCCUGAAGCAGCAGCUGUUCUCCUAUACCAUUCUGGGCUUCGCUCUCUCCGAGGCAAUGGGACUCUUCUGCCUAAUGGUAGCGUUCCUCAUUUUGUUUGCCAUGUGAGUGACAGAUUAUUCAGAGUCCAGCCUGAUCGUCCAUGGGGACGCCUCUCUCCCCUACCUGCCUGUAAUCUCGGAUGGCGUGCUUGGUUUUGGAACGUGGGUGAAAGAUCGAAAAGAAAAGUAAAUCAAUAAAUGUUCCUUUUGAGUAA